UGGGGCCUCCUCCUGGCCGAGUCGCAGCUAUAGCCGGGACCGGGGGCCCUUGUCUGGAGCCAGAACCAGAGGUAGAGCCGGGCCGGGGCUCGGAGCGGCGCGGGUCGUGUGCGCAGCUGCUCCGACCCCGCUGCUCUGUGGGUCCCAGCUCCCCCUUGGCCUUGGCCGUGGCCGUGACCGUGGUAGCAGCGGGGCCCAGGCCGGUCCGGGCUCAGCCAGGUCGCUGAGCUCUCGGGCUCUCUCCAGCGGGACCAUGCUGGGCAUGUAUGUGCCCGACAGGUUUGCGCUCAAAUCUUCCCAAGUUCAGGACGGGAUGGGGCUUUACACAGCCCGAAGAGUGAGAAAGGGUGAAAAGUUUGGCCCAUUUGCUGGAGAGAAGAAAAUGCUUCAGGAUUUGGAUGGAAGUAUGGACUACAGGUUGAUGUGGGAGGUGCGUGGAAGUAAGGGCCAAGUCCUCUGUUUGGAUGCCAGCAACCCCCGCUUCUCUAACUGGCUGCGCUUUGUACAUGAGGCGCCCAGUCCAGAGCAGAAGAACCUGGCCGCCAUUCAGGAAGGAGAAAACAUUUUCUACUUGGCGGUGGAAGAUAUAGAGACAGACACGGAGCUUUUGAUUGGCUAUCUGGACAGUGAUAUGGAAGAGGAUGAGGAGGAAGAGGAAGACGUGGAGGAAACAGCUGUGAACAAAGAGGCUCAUGGGAAACAUACCAGAAAAACCCCACCAGCUCAUGCGAAAGAUUCUCCAAGCUGUAAGAAGGACCAUGCCUGUCCCCACUGUGAAUCCAGCUUUGCCAGCCAGGAGAUCCUGGCUGAACACCUGCAGAUGCUUCAUCAAAAGCCAAGUGAGGAGAAGGAAUUCAAAUGCAAGAACUGUGGGAAGAAAUUCCCAGUGAAGCAAGCUUUACAGAGACACAUCCUUCACUGCAUGGAGAAGAGCUCCCCUGGGGAUUCCCUGAAGACUUUCCGCUGUUCUGUUUGCAAUACAUCCCUGAGCUCAGAAUCGAGUUUGCAGCAGCACAGAGAGGCAUGCCGAGGGGACCCCCAAUUCAUCUGCAAGGCCGAGGGCUGUGGAAAGAGAUUCAGAAGUAAAGACACACUGAAAAAACACAAGGAAAACAUUCAUGCCGGAAACUCCAGGAAGAAGCUUAUGUGUACAGUAUGCAGUAAGAAGUGUUCUUCAUCAUCGACUCUUCAGGAGCACCGGAAGGUCCAUGAGAUCUUUGAAUGUCAGGAAUGCAACAAGAAAUUUAUUACUCCCAAUCAGCUAAAACGUCACAUGAUUACCCAUUCAGAAAAACGUCCCUACAACUGUGAGGUUUGUAAUAAGUCCUUCAAACGAAUCGAUCAGGUGGCCGCACACAAAAUCAUACACAGUGAAGACAAACCUUACAAAUGCAAGCUUUGUGGCAAGGGAUUUGCCCACAGAAAUGUUUACAAGAACCACAAAAAGACCCACUCUGAGGAGAGGCCCUUCCAGUGUGAGGAAUGCAAAGCUUUGUUCCGGACCCCCUUCUCUUUGCAGAGACACCUGCUAAUACAUAACAGUGAACGAACUUUCAAGUGUGAUCAGUGUGAUGCUACCUUUAAAAGGAAAGAUACCUUAAAUGUUCACAUCCAGGUGGUCCAUGAUGGACACAAAAAAUACAAAUGUGAUCUGUGUGACAAGGCGUUUGUAACACCUUCUGUGCUUAAAAGUCACAAAAAAACACACACAGGAGAAAAGGAGAAGAUAUGCCCAUAUUGUGGACAAAAAUUUGCGAGCAAUGGGACACUACGAGUACACAUUCGAAGCCAUACAGGUGAGCGCCCAUACCAGUGUCAUUACUGUGACAAAGCUUUUAGCAAAAAUGAUGGAUUGAAGAUGCAUAUCCGGACCCACACUAGGGAGAAGCCCUACCAAUGCUCUCAGUGCAACAAAGCCUUCAGUCAGAAACGAGGCCUGGAUGAGCACAUGAGGACACACACUGGUGAGAAGCCAUUCCAGUGCGAUGUUUGCGACUUGUCCUUCAGCCUGAAGAAAAUGUUGAUCCGCCAUAAGCUGACCCACAACCCCAAUCGUCCCAUGGCUGAAUGCCCCUUCUGCCACAAGAAGUUCACACGGAAUGACUACCUCAAAGUACAUAUGGAGAAUGUCCACGGAGAGGCCGAUAGCUGACCAGGCAAUGAGAAGUCGGGGGAGAUACAGCUGUCCUUUCUUAUAACAAUCAAUUAAACAUUUGCAGGAAUUAUACUUUGUCAGAAAAAAAAGGCAUGUUGGAAAGCAUCUGUUGUGCGAAAACAAAAUGUAUCAAUAAUUUGAACAGUGGAGAUGCACAGAUGAGAGGAAAGGCUUCCACAGGUCACAUAGUCAAGAGAGAAAAAUAAGAUUGGAAGUGACCCGGUGAAAAGAGCAUUGACUCAUGAAUUAGAACUCUGGGUUCAAAGUCUACUUCUGAUGUUUACUGACUGUGACCUUGAACAAGACAUUUAACUUCUUUGAGGGUUAGAUUCCUCAUCUAUAAAAUGGGGGAUAGGGAGGGCCAAAUGACCUCUGUGGUCCUUUCCAGAUCCAGAACCAUGACCUGAUCUUAAAGUGAGUGUAAAGGACAAUUAAUGAGCAUCCCAUAUGUUCUGUUUAGAUGCAGAAAAUAUCUAAAGAAAGUGAAGAAUGCCCUCCCUGCCCUUCUCGUUGGAUGUGCUAUGGUGAAUUUACAGAAGGCUAAGCAUAUAGGGCAGUUAGAUGAUUCAGUGUUGGGUCUGGACUCAGGAAGACUAAUCUUCAUGGGUUCAAAUCUCAAGAUACUUACAAGCUGUGUGACC
Molecule: messenger RNA, 2796 nt
Organism: Phascolarctos cinereus (koala)
Lineage: Eukaryota; Metazoa; Chordata; Mammalia; Diprotodontia; Phascolarctidae
Gene: PRDM5
Product: PR/SET domain 5
Biological process (GO): regulation of DNA-templated transcription
Molecular function (GO): DNA-binding transcription factor activity, RNA polymerase II-specific; protein binding; RNA polymerase II cis-regulatory region sequence-specific DNA binding
Source: RefSeq, a predicted model, not a curated record